Molecule: messenger RNA, 3302 nt
Organism: Carcharodon carcharias (great white shark)
Lineage: Eukaryota; Metazoa; Chordata; Chondrichthyes; Lamniformes; Lamnidae
Gene: itih2
Product: inter-alpha-trypsin inhibitor heavy chain 2
Exons: 21
Coding region: 1-2847 (948 amino acids)
Biological process (GO): hyaluronan metabolic process
Molecular function (GO): serine-type endopeptidase inhibitor activity
Source: RefSeq, a predicted model, not a curated record
AUGAAACAUCUCAUCUUCUUCAUCUGGCUUUUGCUUAUGUCUGAAAUACAAAGUCUUGAAAUAAUUGCAGGCGACUUUUCUGAUGUGAGUCACAUUGGAAUUCCUGGAUCUGAUGAAAAUACAGAUGGUCCUCCUGCAAACAUAAACAGAUAUGAAAGACGCCAGAAGAGAAACGAUGACAACAUCGAGGAAGAGGUGGAGGAUCACAUGGAUGAACAGCUCACCAUACACAGCUAUAAAGUUAAAUCCAUUAUCACCUCACGCUUGGCUGAAACAGUCUUCAGCACUAAGGUAGUGAACAAGGAAUCGAGUGCACAGAAUGUGGCGUUCAAUGUACAGAUCCCACAGGGAGCCUACAUCUCAAAUUUCACAAUGACUGUGAAUGAUAUAACAUUUGUUGGAUCUGUGCAUGAAAAAAGUGUAGCCAGAAAUCUUUAUGCACAAGCACGAGCCCAAGGGAAAGCUGCUGGGAUUAUUAGGACAUCUGCCCAUGAGAUGGAAAGCUUUAAAGCUGAAGUGAAUGUCCCUGGAGGCAGCAAAGUCAGCUUCGAACUUUACUGCCAAGAAUUGUUACAACGACGACUGGGUCUAUACGAACAGACUAUUAUACUCCACCCGGGCAACUUAGUGAAACAACUCCAGGUUGAUGUCUAUAUAUUUGAGCCACAAGGGAUCAGCCACAUUGAAGCACCUAACAUGCUUGGAGCACAGUUUGAUGGGCUGAUCCAUAUAACGAAAGGAGAGAACAAGGCUCACGUUUCCUUCAAGCCAACUUUGGACCAGCAGCGGAAAUGCCCAAAUUGUUCAGACUCUGCCAUUGAUGGAAGCAUUGUUGUGAGAUAUGAUGUGAAACGGGAGCUCAAUGGUGGAAAUAUUCAGAUUUCCAAUGGUUAUUUUGCUCACUUCUUUGCUCCAAGUAAUCUCCCACCACUUCCCAAAAACAUCGUCUUUGUCAUUGAUGUCAGUGGCUCAAUGUGGGGAAUUAAAAUGAAGCAGACCGUUGAAGCCAUGGCAACGAUCCUGGCCGAUCUCCGUCCUGAGGACCAAUUCACCAUCAUUGACUUCAACCACAAUAUUCGUUUCUGGAACGAUCACCUGGUUUCAGCCACUCGUAUUCAGGUUGAGGAUGCCAAAAAGUACAUUGAGAACAUCCAGCCUAGUGGUGGAACGAACAUUAAUGAAGCAAUCCUUUCAGCCAUUUAUAUAUUAAUAGAAGCCAACAACUUGGGUCUUCUGGAUCCACGAUCUGUAUCGUUCAUCAUUAUGGUUUCGGAUGGAGACCCCACAGUAGGUGAAAUCAAACUGAGCAACAUACAGAGGAACAUCAGAAGACAAAUGAGGGAAGACUUCUCCCUUUUCUGCCUUGGAAUUGGUUUUGACGUGGACUACGACUUCCUGGAAAGGUUAGCCCUGGAGAACCGAGGACUCGCUCGGCGCAUUCAUGCAAAUGUCAAUGCGUCUAGUCAGCUGACGGAUUUCUAUGAAGAAGUGGCCACUCCAUUGCUAAGAAACAUUAACAUACGUUAUGGCGAAGAUGUGACAGAUGUGACACAAGAUAGCUUUGACAAGUAUUUCAGCGGUUCUGAACUAAUUAUAGCAGGAAGACUGAAGAAUACAAAACCUUCAAGAUUACAAUGCCUGGUGACAGCAUCUUCAGCAAACGAUGACCUACUGUUUCAAGUAGACUCUCCAACAGAUGAGCUUGACAAGAUUCUGGCUAAGCAGAAAUACGUUCUUCCAGGGUUUACAAAGCAGCUCUGGGCCUACCUUACUAUUAACCAAUUAUUAGCCGAAAGGGCGUUAGCUCAAUCAGCUUUACAGAAGAGGAAUAUCACAAGCAGAAUUUUAGGUCUUGCCCUGGUUCACCAAUUUGUGACACCCGUCACUGCCAUGUUGGUAGAAAAUGAAGAAACUGGCCAGAGGCUGUUGGCGGAUUCCCCGAAGAGCACCAGAAAUGGAUGCUGUACAGGAAUGCCUAUUAUUGGAAGGAAGCCACCUAUCAUUCCACCUUGGGCUGAAAAGAGUACUCCUCAACCUCCUCAACAACUAAUUCGGCCUGAAUUGGACUCAAAACUAGGAUUGAAAGUUCCUGUCACAUCAGUUGAAAAUGAUCCACACUUCAUCAUUUAUCUGCCCAAGAGUAAACAGAACAUUUGCUUCAACAUUAAUCCACAGCCUGGAAAGAUCCUGAACCUGGUAUCAGAUCCAAUCAAAGGUGUUACGAUCAAUGGUAAAAUUAUUGGUGGCAAGAAAACCAAGAAUAAGAAACUGAACACCUAUUUCGGCACAAUUGGACUCCAUUUCACCAACCUGAAUCUGAGCUUUGAGGUCAGCACAGAGAAUAUUCGCUUGAAAGAUGGGAAACAUAAAACUCUCCUUUGGUGGUCAGAGUCAAGCAUUCUGACUCAUGCUAGUGCUGUUGUCUCAGUGAACAAAAAUACGAAUGUGACCAUCACUGUUGGAGAAGAUAUGGUCUUCCUGAUCUUACUUCACCGUGUCUGGAAAAAUCAUCCGACCAAUGUGGAUUUCUUAGGAUUUUAUGCUCCUCCUACAAACAAUUUCUCAACAAACGUCCAUGGAUUGAUUGGUCAGUUCACCCAUGAACCUGAAGUGAAUGUGUACAAUAUCCACCACGGCUUGGAUCCUCAUAAACCACAAGCCACCAUGGAAGUGAAAGGACACAAAAUUACAGUAACCAGGGGUUUACAGAAAGACUACCGGACAGAUACGGUAAAUGGAACAAAUGUCCAAUGCUGGUUUAUCCACAACAGUGGGAAAGGCUUUAUCGAUGGACAUUUCAAAGAUUAUCUUGUUCCACACCUCUACAGCUUCUUGGAGCAUCCAUGAAUGCUUUAUGAAAAUGCAAAGAUUAGAAAGAUAAACUGGAGGGAAACAGUAUCUGCAGCAAAUAAAUAAUUGUAAAUUAAUUUUGAAAAUCAGUUAUAUUAAAAAAACUCAAGUCAUUAAAUAUAGUCACAAGAAUGUUGCCUUUAGUAAAGUGUUAAAUACAGUAGUUUUUCACUGAACUACUGUUCUAUAACCCAUUUACAUAUUUUUGGCUCUCUUGCUAAUGUAACCAUUUAAACACCCAAUUAUGAUGCGUGUUAGAUGGCAUCCAGUGAGACAUUAGAGGGACUGCAAUACUGAUAUUCCAGAUUUCCAUACACUGGUUGUUGCAUAGCAAUGUGAAAGUGAAAUCUUAUUUUUGCCAUGGAUUUUUAUAGAUUUAAUAUUAAAAUUUCCAGUUCACCAGAUUUUGAAAUCGUAAACAGAAAAAUAUAACAUUGCUAUUGGCUGCAAUA